Molecule: messenger RNA, 9672 nt
Organism: Falco peregrinus (peregrine falcon)
Lineage: Eukaryota; Metazoa; Chordata; Aves; Falconiformes; Falconidae
Gene: JCAD
Product: junctional cadherin 5 associated
Exons: 5
Coding region: 183-4175 (1330 amino acids)
Biological process (GO): positive regulation of blood vessel endothelial cell proliferation involved in sprouting angiogenesis
Cellular component (GO): ruffle membrane; adherens junction
Source: RefSeq, a predicted model, not a curated record
CGGCCGCUGAGCGCGGCGGCCCCAGCCGCCACCGAGGGUCCUGCGGCGGCCGCCCGGAGAGGAGUCGAGAAUAAUGGCUUUUUAGUGGCCCGGACCCUACAUGUUAAGUUACUCCAGCAUCUUGAUGGGUCCUGCUGGAAAGAGCUUUGUGAUGGCACAGCUGUGAGUGAAACCAGCACAACAUGUUCAGCGUGGAAGACCUCCUGAUUUCUCAUGGAUACAAAUUGUCAAAAAAUCCCCCUGUUUCCUAUGAGAACAGGUAUGAUGGAUACCGGCAUGUAAUCACAGGCAACAGAUCUGCUCAAAGAACGCUGAACGGGUUUGAAGCAGAAUCGAGAGCUGGGGCUUACAGCAAGAAACCUCUGGUGAAAACCAACUCAAGCAGCACUGAAAGCAGCCAUGGGAGCCAAGGGAGGCAAGCAGGUCCUGGUUACCACCAUGACCUUCAGGGUUUGUCCACUUUUCAUACUUCAGAAGGGGGGGUUUAUGACAGGCCUCAAUUAGCAUGGUCUUCCCAACCUAAGACUGACAAAGAUCUCACCUACUGGAGAAGACGGGGACAGGACUUCAGUGUGCUAUUGGGCUAUUCCCAGAAAGCCAGCGUGGAAAUGAAAGGCCUGGCUGCAGCGCCGGGGGCACCCCGGCACCCCAAGGAAAGUCAGCUGAAGGUGGGGAUGGGUGCAGGGUAUGUCAGAAGAAGCGGCUUGCAGGAGAGCUGCGAAGUGCCCAGCGACUGCAAAUGGCAAAGUCUGGGAAUGGAAAGCUGGAACCAGCCAAAAAAGGUAGGGAGGCAAAUGUCCGAGGGUGACAGGGAGAAGCUGCUUCAAGAGUUGUAUUCACUGACCCUGGGAGGAGACAAUGUACUGAGUGCCCACAACAAGGGGAAAUCGCAGUCAUUGCCGAGGGUCCUUUCACCUGAGAGCAUGAGGUGUGUGGAAAUGCCCUCCCUGACCAACAGUAACAACUCACUCAGCAUAACUAAAACCCCCUCCUACCCCCCAAACAGACUGAGUGUGGAACCAGCUAAGCACCAUGAACCAGGAGGCCAUUUCCAUCCCCUGGUGAAACCCAAGUAUGGGAGACCUCUGAAGCCUCCAUCCUAUGAAUUGCAGCGGCAGACUAGGGCGUCUGUAGAAACUGUGGGUUUCCAGGACCACUACCAGAAAGAUGAACCUAUCUCCUACUUAGCCAAAGUUAAUGAGCCAAGGCAAGAUGCUUGCAUUCAAGACUCUGGUUUGGAGCCCCCGGUCUAUGUACCUCCUCCUUCUUACAAAUCCCCACCUCACCAAAACACGACCCCACAUCCCCUCAAUGAAGUGCCUAACACUGACACGUAUGCCAGCAGCGAUCAGCAGGGUCCUGCAGAGCGGGUUGUCCCCUGCCAACGACCAGCCAUGAAUACUUCUGAAACUGGAGGUGACCCUUGCAAAGACAACCAUCUUCCUCAUGGGAAGCAAAGCCAUGCAAGGCGCCCUGCCGACUACCUGCGUUCUGUUCAGUAUAUUCCCUUUGAUGAUCCUCGGAUACGACAUAUUAAAAUUGCACCACCCGAAGGUCUGCAGGACAAUGCUAAAUACACUGAAAAUGCAUGUAGUCCCAGUUCUGGUGCUUCGCAAGACAGAGAUCUUGAAAUACAGUACAACAGUGCCUUUUUGGAUGCAUCAAACUUGUCCAGUUCUGCAAAGGGAGAAAGAACUUCCAACAGCUCCACCCAUUGCAACAGAUGGUUGGCACCAUCCAUCCGAGAUCAAGAAAAUUGUGCCUUGCUGGACCAAAGAGACAGUUGUAGCACAACUAAUCACAGCCCCCGUAACAAAGCCAGUGCAGAGUACACAAAAGGCAAACUUUCUGUAAGAAAUUCACAUAUGGACAGCACCUGUGAAACUGUUACAAAAGUGAAAAAGUUUGAACCUGGAACUGGGAUGCAGAGCAAAAAAAGUUCAAAGAAAAAAAUGAAUGAAACUAUAUUUUGUUUGGUCUCUAUCCCAGUUAAAUCAGAAUCCAAUCUGCCAGAUACAGAUAGGAACAACAACAUAACCCAGAGCCCUGAUAAGAAUGGGUUUGAUAACAAUGGGGCUUUGCAAGAACAAAGUCUUUUAAGUAUGUCUUCAACAGACUUGGAGUUACAAGCGCUUACAGGAAGCAUGACCAAUAAAAAUGAGUUACAAAAACAAGAGCUGUGGAGACCAGAGGAGUUCAAACAAAUGAAUGACCUCAGAUUUAUUCAGCCUACAAAACACAGAGAGCUCAAAUACUCUGGCUCCUGGCCAGGUGAUCAGUACAAAGACCAGCAGACACAGACCACUUUUGCCGAAGAACCUAAAAGCCCACAGUUUUUCCAUGGUACAAAGCCUGGGGAGCCCAAUAGUAACAAACUGCUGUCUCCAAAGCUCCUAGGAUGUACAGCAUCCACGAUAGGGUCAAAACAGACAGGGUUACCUUCUGAUGAGAGAAGCUGCAGGCAGAGUGCUUGUGGUAUAAAGGGUCAGAUGUACUUCAGCCAGUCUAGCAACAGUGCAUUUUCCAGGACUGCCACCUUGGUCUUUCAGGCCCCUUCCCCAAAAGCCCACCAGAGCCAGGCCGUGCCUGCCCAGGAGAGGGAAACCAGCCUUCUUUCCAAGGGAGAUGUAGUUAAAGGAGAAGCUGGCACUCCCUGCAACAGUAAAGAGCUGUUUGGGCAGUUCCUGUUGAAGCCUGUAAGUCGCCGUCCCUGGGAUGCAAUAAGUGAGCUAGAAAGUUUUAACAAGGAGCUGCAAGGGCAGGAGGAGAGCACAAGCAGUGAAGAAGAUUUGGAAAGUGCUGCGACUUCUCCACAGGCAGAUACCCUUAUGCAGAGGAGGGCAGCCAGAAAUGAGAAGUCAAACCAGGAACCAAAACACAGUGGGAAACUGGAAAUGGUUGUACCAGAGGUGCCUGUAUUUAAGUCAGGAAGAGUUAAAAGUAAGUCUGAAAGUUGGAGUGUGGGGACAGAGCAUGGUGGUGAGCUGGACUGCAUUGGCUCUCAAGGCUCCUCACAGCCAGAAGGGAGCAGUGAAGGAGUCAGGCCAGCAGAUGGAAGUCUGAUAACAGAAAUGAAGAUGGGGGAAGCCAAGAGCAGAACAAGCAAGCAGUCAGUUCACGUGGGCCCUCUCGAGAGAGUUUUGUCCAGUAGCCCAAGCACUUCGUGUCACAGUAAUCCUUUCAAUAACCCUGUCUUGCAGGAGAUGAGCAAAGACCAAAAUUACCUAGAUUUUGUUAAACUGAGCAAAGGUGCAACUCCAACGAAUGAUACGGUAUUAGAGAGAGGCUCUGUAGUACGCUUGUCACUAACAAAGAGGAGCCAAGGGCACUCUGAGCCAGAUUUGAGGUCAGUGGGACUUGAUGUAGCCCCAGGAUCUGGUGCUAACAAUUCUGAUCACUCUUCAAAUGCAAAUGCAGUGGAAAUCCCUGUGAAUGAGUCAUUGCAGGCAAGAGCUGCAAGAAUUUUAGGUAUAGAUAUAGCAGUGGAGUCUCUCCUUCCGGAUGACCAUGCUGGGCCCUGUACAGGUACUAGCCCUGCAAAUGGUGCCCAGGACACUGGGUCAUCAGUGGGGAUGAGCACAGUAAGUGACAAAGAAGGAAAAAAAGAGAGUUCUUAUGAAGGCAGACGGAAGUGUGGCUGGACAGAGAGCACUCUCUUUGUCAGAGCAGGAGGCCAGCCUUUAUACCCUGAUGAAUGCCUGACCACUCACCAGGAAGCCAGCACUAAAACACUUGUAACUGAGCAAGUUCUUGAACAACCUGCAAGUCCCAGCCAAGGUGAGGACCAAAACUUGGUUUGCAAGUCAGCUGUGUAUCAGCAUUCAGAAAAGAGAGUGAGAAGCACCUCAAAAGUGAUAGAGACGCUCCAAGGCAAGCUCACUUCUCCACCUAGUCGGACUGCCAUGGAUCGCUUAGUGCGAAUGAAAGAAGUUGACUCUGUGUCCCGGAUGAGACGUCUGAGCAUUAAGAGUGCAGACUCGGGAGAGGAGGUGGAUGAGGAGAAACUGUCAAGGGCACAAGAGGAGAGAGGAAGCAAACUGACAAGCUCAGGGGCGGUUUCCAAGCGUGUUAUCUCUCUCAGUGAAAAUGGAUAUUUAGGUGGAAUGGACAAGAAGAAGAUCAACAAAGAUUUUUCUUUAGAUACGUAUGACCCCACCAAAGUUGAAAAGGUGUGAGAUGAAAGAAGAGAGAAUGGAGAGAUUUCUGCUCUACUAAGAAUGUUUCACUGAUUAUUUUUUUUUCUGGGUGCUUUUUCUGUGUUUUUUGUUCUUUGAUGCUUGGAAAUUGCCUCUAUUUGUGGUGUUCAUGGUGUACUGAUAAUGCCUUUACCACUGCCACUAGGAAUUAGCUAUUUGUAUCUGAAACUAUUGCGGAGACCACAGAAAAUCUGACUUCUACAUUGGAACCAUCUGGCUUUUUAGUGUUAAGACUUAAUACCUACCAUUGGCAAGAAGUUUUUAUCUGAACUCUAUUUCAGUCUUUAGCGGGGACGAUGAAAUGCAUGAAGUGAGGCUUUUGAGCUUUCUCUUUUGUAUAAAUGUAAACGUGAGAGAUUAAUGAAAUGAUUUUUAAAAGAAUGUGAAUUUAUAAGCUAAACUUCUAGGUAUCUACAGUCUAAACUUUGUUUAACUUAAGGGAUUUCUGGCCAUAAGUAGAAAGUGCUGCUGCACUACAUGGGGGACAAAAUGCAAGAGAAUGGUAGCGAAGACUGAUUGUGAAGUUAUUUCUGACUUCCAGAGCUAGAAUUUACUCAGAUUAAAUAAUUACUUGCCACCUAGAGAAAAGCAAAACCCCCAAAGCUUCUAAAAGAUGGAAGACUUUUGUAGUACAGUGUACAGAACGUGUAAUUAUAGUAGCUGGCAACUAGUGUUUCAAACCAAUGCAAAGUAUACCACUGGCUGUUUUGCACUCAGUAUUACCUAUUUUUGUUUUGCUGUUUAGAAAUUCUUUAUAUGAAAGAAUAGUAGCUGGUUUAAAAUAGCCCAUUUUAACAAAGUAACUAUAUUUCUUGUUACAGAAUACUAUCUAUUUUUCUACGAUGUAAACAAUUGCUAACAAGUGGCAAGUAUAAAGAAGUAUUGUUAUGGUUAUUAUUAUUAUUAUUAUUAUAAUAUUUUAAGAAGACUUAUCCCUCUGAGUGAAGGUGCCCCUAGGAGAUUUCACUUGUAUAUCUUAAUGCACACAAUGUAUUGCCACAUACUCAGUAGUGCUACCUUAUUUUGUUCUGAAAAGAGUCAUCUAUGUAUAUGUAUGUACUACAGGGUUAAUGUCUGUUUUUCUCCACUCAACCCUCAGAUCAUUCUUCUUGGAGCCACUUUCUGAAGCACAGCUGAGAACUGUCUGGGCUGGUGUUGUUGCCAUUACAUUCCAGUGAUGGUGAUUAACAAAAAGUGGGUUGGGGUCUUUGUCCCGGUGUCUCUUCGUGGCUUAGAUAAAAUUCCUAGUUUCUUUCUUUUAAUCUGUUCCCUUUUACAGAUUAUGGGUUUGGAUUAGGCCAGUGUAUAAAAAUAAACAAAACUGGGUUUAAUUCUUCCCUGAAGUCAACUGAUGUUCCUGGGGAGGAGUUCAGGUGUCUUCUUGACAGCAUUUAAAUACCUGACUUUAAGUAUAUUUUAUCUGCACACACAAAUGCAUGAGUUAAAGAAUUUAUAAUAAAGCCUAUACAUUCUGCUCUUUGAUACCGAAUUAACCUGCAUAGUAUCUGUGUCUUUAAAGCCUUUAUGUCCACUCCUGUGUGUUUUUUUGUAAGUACCUAUGUACUAAUAUUCUUCUGAUGACUUGUUCAUGUACUUCACUUCUCUAUUCUACUGGCCUUUUCUGGUUUUUAGCAUAAUUUUAUUUUUUAAAUUCUUCCAAUUUCUUGAAAUAUUUUUUUCCUAAGUCUGUAAUUUGGAAAGAACGACAGGGAAAAACACUCAUCCUGUGUUUUGGCAGCAAGAAUUUCUUGUCUGUAACACAUGAUUCUGUUACAUAUGGACUAUUUAAAGCUUGUUUGAAAAGAAAAUGUGGUGUAUAAUUCAUUUUAUUAACUCUUGUGCAUGCUGUGUAGCUAUACAUGUUGAAAAACUGUUUCCACCAGUCUUGCUAUAUCCACCUUUCUUCAUCACCAUCUAGGGCAUCUGGGGGCUAGCAAAUAGCUACAAAACAUGUUUCACCCUCCCCAAUUCUACCCAUAAAAAACUAGUUCUGAAAUAGAACUACUUCAGCUCUUAUCAUCCCACUUACUCGUAAAGCUGAAAUGCCUAACAAUAACUUGAAAGUUUUAAUUUAUCCUUGAUUUCUAAAGAACUAUAAAUUGUCUAUUGAACCACCACCUUCAGUUCGUGCCUCUGUGGAGUAAGUUUCCCAUGCAAUCCAUUUUCUUCUGAUGGGGAGGAGGUUAAUUGAUUAUGCAACAUGUCUGUUUCAUCAGUCAUGUCAAGUAAUUACUUUUCCAAUGCACAUAAACAGCCAAGAUAGAAAGAAAGAAAGGAAAGAAAGAAAGAAAGAAAGAAAAGAAAAAGCAGCAAUACUGUGGGGAAGGUUUUAUUGGCCAAGAAUGAGAAAUUAAAACCUAGAAAGUUAGUAAGCUUUGUUUUGCAGUAGUGUGUGACUGACCAGUGGAUGAAAGCCUGAAGUUAGUACUGCUUUAAAAAUGGUGUAUUCCUCUAACAACACUGGUUGUUCUGUUUGAUACUAUGAUACAGACAACUAAGAAGUACACGGAGUACAGCUUUGUGAACGAUCGUGCUUCAGUGUUUCUACAGUACCUGCGCCAUAAUUAAAAUGUCAGCUACGGAAUGGGCUGGAUGGUACCAUAGUCGAACACCCUUCCAGAUACCUUUUGGCAGUUGUGAACAGCAAUUAACAGUAAGCUCUUUUUACACCAGAUGUAGUUAAAAAAACAGUAGAUGGUGACUUUCAGUGCCUGUCUCAAUGGGUGCAUAAAAAUGUCAUGGCAACAGCUGUCACUGGUAAUGGCAACGGCAGGAGCCCAGGGCUGAGCGGAUGCCGAGGAGGAAGAUGCGGCGGUGUGAGGAGGAGGAUGUGGCAGUGUUUCCAGUGCCUCCUGCAACGCGGUCGUGUGGCUGCAGAGCCGCAGUGAAGAACUGUGCAUUUACCUUCGUUCUCAGGAGGAAGAGCAAAGCUAGAACCUCACAAAUCACGUUGUUACAAGCUGCUGUGUAUCCAGCUUGUGCUGUUGUUGCACCGCUGCUGCUGGGGAUGAUGGGGUUGGAUGGCAAGUUAUCAAAGGGCUUCCUUAGGAAGAUACUGGUUUCAUGGGCGUUCCCAGAAAUUCGUGCAAAAACCCCGUGCCUGGCUUAUACAUUUCUAAAAUGUUUAAUGGGAGACCCCUCGGGAGACGGAUAGCUAAAUAGGGCCUGCCACCUCCUUGUAUUUACCCGGCUGAAACCCAGAAUGGACGGUCAGCCCACGGGGCAGGGGCACUGGCAGCAGCUGGCGGCAGCGCUGAGGUUUCUUCCUUCCUGGAAGAUUUCCAGGAAGCUUCCUGGAAGAUAAACGACGAACACAAAGUUUCAGGCUCUUCUGUCCGAGGAAGAAGAGUCACUCAGAGCCUGGGGGCUCCCGAGCGGUCCGAGCGCAGCCCCGGCGGGGGCGGUGGGGCGGGCCGGCCCCGGGGGUGCGGCCGUUCCAAGGCGAAGCGCUCCCUCGUGCGGCUCCCUCGGCGGCAGCCGCAGGUCUGUUCCCGUCAGGAAUCGCUGCUGUCGACCCCGCUCCAGCCUCGUCGCUGGAGGCACUUUGAACUGGGCAGAAGCGCGGUCUGGGCAGCUCCUCAGCGCGAGUUUCAAACGCCACUGCCGUCGCAGCUGAACAGGGUGGGAGGGGGAAGGCAACGGCGGGAAAUCCCGGCGAACGACUCAAGACCGGUAACGGAAACGCCUGGCCAUAUGCCUGGCUUAAGCAUCCCCUGUCAGCUACUGGCUCAAGAAGCCUUCCCCAGGCAUAAGAAGGGCUGCUGCAUUUCAUACCGCAGGUUCUACAGCAGGUCGGUCUUCACUGCGACUGUAUCAGGUAUCGAAGCCAUUGAGCUUCCUUGACUCGCUUUGUGAUGUUGGGAGCAAAUAGUCCAUACACUGAAACACCCGAUAGCUCUCGAAAAACAUGAAGGACAGCACAUGCUUAAAGUGCUAAGGUGACAGAAUUAAUCUGUCACCUUUAGAAAAUUACCAGUCCCAUCAAGCUUAUUUACAUAUAAAUAUUGGCAUUUAGUAAAAUAUUUCUGUUUGUCUAAUAUCAUAAAUCAAUAUUAAUAUCUAGGGUCAACAUUCUGUUGCCUUUGCCACAUGGACACCCAGCUGAUUGUAGUUUUAUAACACUCGGCCUUCUCUUUGGGUUAAAAAGCUGAUAUUUCCUUCACUGCCCCUUUUCAAACUAGUGAAGUGAUUGGCAGAAAAGCAGAAGUGAAAUAUUCUUGCAUUUUAAACGACAGAAGUUCUUGCAGUUGCAAAGUGGGCACUUUUGUCCACGUUCAAGAUCUGAUAGAAACAAGCGAAUGUGAGAAGUGAAUCUUUACUUGGCAGGAACCCUCAGCACAAAGAAGAGAGACAAAACCAUGUUAAAAGGAAUGGAAAGGAUUGACAGCUUGUCAGCCUUUUGAAUGUUUUCUGUAAAGCUGUCAUUUUGGAGGACAUUGGUAUUCUCUUGGUUGAGGAUCAAACAAUCCCCUAAUUUCCCUCCGCUGGCAAUAAGCCACAAUGCUGCCAUCCUAAUUUAGUGGAGUGAGAUAUAAUUACAAGUGAAGACUACAAAGUUUAAACUCCUAUUCUUCUGCAUAAUCCAAAUAAAAUAUCAAGCUGAAGAUUUCAUGAGAUGAUGACUAUAUCAUUGAAUGUAUUAGAAAAGUUGAGAAAUUCUGAUUUAAUUCUUAUUCAAACUUGCGCGAAAAUGCUCACUGCACCUCCCCCUGGGACUAAACGAAAGCUGUUUACCAUCAACUCUAUUUUUAAAGAAAAAAAUGUUUCAAACAAAGAAAAAGGGAAAUCCUGAUAUCAAUAGCAAAACCCAAAACCGCAAUGCUACCUCCCACCCAUGCUGAAAAAUAUGCUUGCAAUAUGGCUUGCAGAGCUGCACAGCAGGGAGAGGGUGAAGGGAACUUAGUUCAGAAUUGACCGACACAUGGCUGAGAUUAGAAAUAAAAAUGAAAUUUCCCAGCCAAGAGAAACUGCAAUAACACACAGAUUAUAAAAUGAAGGAGGAACUUUCCACCCUCAACAGCAGCAAUCUCAGCCUUCUUUCAAGCUCUGGACCAGCAGAGAAAAUAAUCAGAACCAUUCCAAAAGCCAUUCCUAACCUGGAAGGAAAACAAGGAGAUAUAUGUGUUAGACAGUAGUAUAUCAGUAUCCUUGUGUCUUUGUCCUUAUACAAUGCAGAUAAUUCUCCACGCUGACUUUCAUGAUACUGUGGCUUAUCUCCAAAACUAAUACUAUGUCAUUGCCAUGGUUUCCUGCUCUAACUAGCCCAAGGGCUGAUUUAGAGGGAUAAAAAGAGAUAAAAUAGGGGUAAGCAAUGACAAUACUAUUUAUAUAUCAGAAGAUUAAUGUGUUUUAAGAAUUUCCUUUGUAUUUUUUUCUGCACAAUGCAAAUACUGUGUUUCUGGGCUUAUGUGUAAACUGGAGGGGCGCUGUUAUUCAGGAGAAAACAUUCUCCAAAUAAAGAUUUUGCAUGGAUACA